Ogataea philodendri is the source of this 378-nucleotide messenger RNA. RefSeq lists its product as uncharacterized. The transcript is spliced from 2 exons. NCBI's taxonomy places the organism in Eukaryota, Fungi, Ascomycota, Pichiomycetes, Pichiales, Pichiaceae. The coding region runs from base 1 to 378 and encodes 125 amino acids. The record is from RefSeq and is a predicted model, not a curated record.
AUGAUCAACGACCGGUUGCUCUCGUUGGAAGCAGCCAGAUGCACAACAACGUACACGAUGGAAACUAUCACGUCUGGAUUUCUGGUCUGGUUGAGAUGGGCUAGCAGAAAGUCCAGGAACGACGCGUAUCCCUGGGACUUGGCCACGCUGGACUCGGGGAAUUCCUGCUUGACGGCGGAAAACUCCACGAUCGAGUUCGAGACAAUCCCCAGCACCACAGACUUGAGUCUGAUCUCGUCCAUUUUCAGCUCCUCGGGACAGUUCUCGAUGAUGUCGUCCGGAAUGUGCAGCAAGUCCACCAGUUUGCGAACCAGUUUCAGAUCAACCAAAUACGUUCUCAACAAGCUGGCCGAUCUAGACAGCGAUCUUAGCAGAUAG